Messenger RNA from Micropterus dolomieu (smallmouth bass), 499 nucleotides. RefSeq names its product exostosin-1a-like. The record is from RefSeq and is a predicted model, not a curated record. The transcript is spliced from 3 exons. Lineage: Eukaryota; Metazoa; Chordata; Actinopteri; Centrarchiformes; Centrarchidae. The coding region runs from base 113 to 346 and encodes 77 amino acids.
CACGAGGUCACUCACAGCACGCUGCUGCAGGCUACAGAAGUAAACCAGGAGCGUUGUCAACGUGCUGUCUACAUGUUGUCUACGUGUUACAAGUCACAUAUUUUUGAACUGGAUGGCUUUCCAUACAAGGUACGACUACAAGGAGAUGCUCCACAACUCCACCUUCUGUUUGGUGCCCCGUGGCAGACGACUGGGCUCCUUUCGCUUCCUCGAGGCUCUGCAGGUGCAGCUGGAAAAACCAAAGCUAAACAAAUGGCCAUCCCCUGAGUGUGCUCACUUAAGAUGGAGUCAAAACGAUCCAAGUAGACUGAAUGUGGUUGUUUUCUUUGAUUUCUCAGGCUCAUAAAUGAUUGAAACUGUUUUCAGAAAUCAAAUAAACACAAACAGAAUCAGAAACAGAACUAUUAAGCGUGUAAUUAAGAAAUUCUUUUUGUGCAUGUUUGAGUUCAUGUGGUUUGCAAGUUAUAGCAGAGUGAGUAAAUGUUUUCUCUGGUUUAUG